This is a messenger RNA of Rattus norvegicus (Norway rat), 1462 nucleotides long. RefSeq names its product BTG anti-proliferation factor 1 (gene Btg1). The coding region runs from base 1 to 516 and encodes 171 amino acids. The transcript has 2 exons. NCBI's taxonomy places the organism in Eukaryota, Metazoa, Chordata, Mammalia, Rodentia, Muridae. The record is from RefSeq and is marked provisional.
AUGCAUCCCUUCUACACUCGGGCCGCCACCAUGAUAGGCGAGAUCGCCGCCGCGGUGUCCUUCAUCUCCAAGUUCCUCCGCACCAAGGGGCUCACGAGCGAGCGACAGCUGCAGACUUUCAGCCAGAGCCUGCAGGAACUGCUGGCAGAGCAUUACAAACAUCACUGGUUCCCAGAAAAGCCGUGCAAGGGAUCAGGUUACCGUUGUAUUCGCAUCAACCAUAAGAUGGAUCCUCUGAUUGGACAGGCAGCCCAGCGGAUUGGACUGAGCAGUCAAGAGUUGUUCAGGCUUCUCCCAAGUGAACUCACACUCUGGGUUGACCCCUACGAAGUGUCCUACAGGAUUGGAGAGGAUGGCUCCAUCUGUGUGCUGUAUGAAGCCUCACCAGCGGGAGGUAGCUCUCAAAACAGCACCAACGUGCAAAUGGUAGACAGCAGAAUCAGCUGUAAGGAGGAACUUCUCUUGGGCAGAACAAGCCCUUCCAAAAACUACAAUAUGAUGACUGUAUCAGGUUAAGAUAUAGUCUAUGGAUGGAUCAUCUUAUAAUGGAUGGAUAGAUUUGAUUUUUUGCUUUGGGUGGGCUCCUCUUGGGGAUGGAUUAUGGAAUAACCAUGUCACAGCUGUGAAGAUCUGGCACAAGAUAGAGUGGUAAUAAUUUUUUUUUUUAAAGUGACAGUGCCAUAGUUUGGACAGUACCUUUAAGUGAUUUAAGUAGCCUGUGAGUCCAAGUAAAGGAUCACUUUAUUUGGUAGGGAGUGAAGUCGCAGGGUGGUUUCAGUUUCUCCCAGACCUUAUACCCAAUUUGUCACACCAGUCCCUUUAAGGAAAUUCUGUAUUUCAAAGAACCCUCUUUUGCAGUCAGUCAACCUUGCAGGGGAAUUUGCACUAUUUACACUUGAAAGUUACCAGUAACUUUUUUUUGGCAGCUCAAUAGGAAAGCUCAAUGUUCUAAGCAUGGUAGUACUGGAAAUAUUACACGGAGACUUUUACCUAGCACUUAAAAAUGUAUAAAUGUACAUAAAGACACUUAGUACGCAUGACCUGGGGGAAAUGGUCAGACCUUGUGUUUUUGGCUUUGAGAGUAGCAAGUGACCGGAAUCUGCCAUGACAACAGGCUUUUAAGACCCUUACAAAGACACUGUCUCAACUGUGGUUAGCACCAGCCAGCUCUCUGUACAUUCGCUUGUAGUUUUCUAAGAUUGAGUGAGUAAACUUCUUAUUUUUAGAAAGUGGAGGUCUGGUUUGUAACUUUCCUUGUACUCAAUUGGGUAAGAGUCUUUUUCCACAAACCGCCAUCUAUUUUGUGAACUUUGUUAGUCAUCUUUUAUUUGGUAAAUUAUGAACUGGUGUAAAUUUGUACAGUUCAUGUAUAUUGAUUGUGGCAAAGUUGUACAGAUUUCUAUAUUUUGGAUGAGAAAUUUUUCUUCUCUCUAUAAUAAAUUGUUUCUUAUCUUGGCAUUUU